This is a messenger RNA of Perca flavescens (yellow perch), 1749 nucleotides long. RefSeq names its product tyrosyl-DNA phosphodiesterase 2b (gene tdp2b). The record is from RefSeq and is a predicted model, not a curated record. Bases 334 to 1461 code for a protein of 375 amino acids. The transcript is spliced from 7 exons. NCBI's taxonomy places the organism in Eukaryota, Metazoa, Chordata, Actinopteri, Perciformes, Percidae. Gene Ontology annotation, molecular function: 5'-tyrosyl-DNA phosphodiesterase activity; protein binding; single-stranded DNA binding. Gene Ontology annotation, biological process: double-strand break repair. Gene Ontology annotation, cellular component: PML body; cytoplasm.
AUAAAUUGUCCGGGCGGAACUUGAAGUCAAUCUGCCUAUGUCAAUCUGCUAGCUAGAUGUGUUGUAAGUUCGGUUAAGAAAGUAAACAGCACCACAAUAAUAACAAUAUGAUGAUAUUCAUUAGUAACUGUACAGGUAACCUAGAGUUGUUAACUUUCAAUCAUACAAAGUACAGUUUGCUGCUCUGCGAUUUGUUGUAACCUAAUUAGCAAAUUCCCCCGGACGCCUUUCACUGGUACACCUGAGAUAACUUGCAGAGAAAAAUAUUGACUAAUGUUUGCAUUUAACUCUAUUCCCGUGUAACUCUAUACGUAAAACUAGUAGCUAGAAAAGAUGGCUUCUACAUCCGACUUUGACAAACCGUCAGUUUCUAAUGUAGAAGAAAACAGAAGUCGCCUCUGCGAUGAGUUUGCGGCAGUAACAGGAACUGAUAGCGCUGUGGCCCAGUGCUACCUGGCUGAAAAUGAGUGGGAAAUGGAGAGAGCUUUGAACUCAUUCUUUGAGGCUGAUUUGGAGAAAGUAUUUGAAGAAGAUUUCCCAGAGAGUGAAACCAGCACCAAAAAAAAGAAGCAAAAAGAUUUCCCAGAGAGUGAAACCAGCCCCCCAAAAAAGAAGCAAAAAGUUGAGAAAAACCCACCAGGAGACUGUAUAGAUUUGACUGCAGACAGUCCAGCCUCCACACGCAAACCCUCAGAAGAAGACGACAAUAAACUGUCACUGAUUUCCUGGAACGUGGAUGGACUUGAUACAGACAACCUUGGAGAGCGAGCCAGAGGCCUGUGCUCCUUCUUAGUCUUAUACACUCCUGACGUGGUGUUUCUACAGGAGCUUAUUCCACCUUACGUCCAGUACCUGAAGAAACGGGCUGUCAGCUACCUACUCAUUGAAGGUGGUGAAGAUGGUUACUUCACUGGGAUGAUGCUGAAGAAGUCACGGGUCAAAUUCGUGGAGAGCGAGAUAAUCACUUACCCCAAUACUCAAAUGAUGAGGAAUCUGCUUGUAGCUCAGGUGACUUUCAAAGGCCAGAAGCUGUGUUUGAUGACGUCCCACCUCGAGAGCUGUAAAGGCCAAGCAGCGGAGCGGAUGAAACAGCUGCGAGUGGUGAUGCAGAGGAUGAGAGACGCACCUGACGAUGUCACCGUCCUGUUUGGAGGGGACACAAACCUGAGGGACACUGAGGUUGCCAAAGUGGGUUUGCCCUUCAGUGUCUGCGAUGUGUGGGAGCGACUGGGAAAGCAGGAGCACUGCCGCUACACAUGGGACACCAAAGCCAACAACAACAAGACUGUUCCUUAUGUCAGUCGCUGCCGUUUUGACCGGGUCUACCUCCGCCCGGCUACCAAGGACGGCGUCCAACGCCUGGCCCCCGACCACAUGGCCCUGGUGGGGCUGGAGAAGCUGGACUGUGGACGCUUUACUAGUGAUCACUGGGGAAUUUACUGUAGCUUCUCUGCUGCGUAGAAAUGCACAAAACAACCUGAGACAUGCCAAUUUAAGUUUUGGAUCAGCUGGUCUAGUUUGUUUUGUGUGUUUUACAGUCCCACACCAUGUCAGUGCUGGGUUCAGAAUGCGGAAACAUGUUCUCUGUGAAAGGAGAUGUUCUGAUCUCAGCUGACGUUGGUUACCUGUAAAUUUGAUGUAUUGAUUUGAUUAGUUUUAUCUUCUAAUGUGUCUCUGCCCAAGAGUUUUCUUUUUUUGUCUGUAAAAUAAAUUAAUGUCGAAAGCACCAAUAAAUGUAAAAAUGUCAAA